This is a messenger RNA of Cyanidioschyzon merolae strain 10D, 1380 nucleotides long. RefSeq lists its product as hypothetical. NCBI's taxonomy places the organism in Eukaryota, Rhodophyta, Bangiophyceae, Cyanidiales, Cyanidiaceae. The coding region runs from base 1 to 1380 and encodes 459 amino acids. Gene Ontology annotation, molecular function: aspartic endopeptidase activity, intramembrane cleaving. Gene Ontology annotation, cellular component: membrane. The transcript has a single exon. The record is from RefSeq and is a predicted model, not a curated record.
AUGGCAGGGUCACGAGCGAGCAACCUGAAACAAACCCGCGAAAAGCGCCAGCGCGCUGUUGCGUCUGCUUCUGCUGCCGCUGCUGUCCGCUGGGAAAGCAUCGAUGCGGCACUCUGCGAGCAACGGGCAACAGCGGUCACUCGUAGCCUGAUCUGGGCCUACCUUAUUCUCGCUGUGGUACUCGUUGUGUUCCCUGCCCUCUAUACGCACGCGGAGGAUAGUGGCCUGCUCUCCAGUGCGCCGCGGCUAUUCGCCAUGGCCGCAACAGCGAUCACGCUCGUCAACAUGCUACUUGUUUCAACCAGCGUCGUCUUCAUCGGGGCACGCGUGUCUGCAGCACGUGAUCGGCUUCGCCGGUGGGCUCUCGAGCAAUCCCGUACCCGAGCGGGCGCGGACGACUCAGAAUCGGUGGCGGCUGCGUUGGCAGCGCUCGAGCGCGAAGUCAUCGGAAGAGGCGACGCGCUGCGGUUCCCCCUGGUCGCUUCACUUGGCCUGAUAGCACUCUUCAUGGCCAUUCGGUACCUGCCGCAAAACGUUGUGCAGCUGCUCAUCGGGAUGUACGUUGCUCUAGCCUCGCUGGUCUCGAUGACGAGUAUCCUCUCGCCGCUGCUGGACCUGCUGGAGCACCGAUUGCGGCAAUCGCCGCGCACCAAACCGUUGGGGAUGCUCAUGGCGCGGCGGUUUGGACUUUUCAGGGAUACGCUCUCGGUACACGGUCGAGAUGUGCUGGGCAUGGUGCUCGCGCUGCCGCUUCUCUACUGGUAUCGGCAGUCGAGCGGUCUCGGCGCUGCGAUCCUGAACAAUAUUUUUGCGGCAAGCCUGGGAGUUGCGGGCAUCGACCUAUUGGCCAUUGGUGACUUUCAGACGGCUGUCGUGCUGCUUGUCGGCCUUUUCCUCUACGAUAUUUUCUGGGUCUUUGGCAGCGAGGCCGUCUUCGGCGACAACGUGAUGGUAUCGGUCGCGCGCGGCAUCGACGGUCCCUUCAAAUUCGUCUUCUACCGUCUGCGAGCGCGCCCUGAUGCAGCGCGCGAUAUGUCGAUGCUAGGACUUGGUGACCUGGUGAUUCCCGGACUCUUUGUGGCCCUGAUGUUGCGCUUUGACCACCGUCAUUUGGCGAAACCUUCACUGGCGCCCAAGCAUCCCUAUUUUUCUGCUACAUACAUGGCCUAUGCACUGGGUAUGGUGACAACGUUCGUAGCGAUGGCGGUGUCGAAGGCGGCGCAACCUGCGCUGCUUUACCUGGUACCGUUCUGCCUGGUGGCACCGCUGAUGCGAGCCUGGCGCCUGGGCGAGCUGCGCUCGCUCUGGUAUUACCGCGAACACGAUGCGGAGCUUGAUUCGCAUCGCGAGCCGCACCAGUCGUCAUGCAACGAUACCUAG